AUGCUACAUUUUUAUGAUUGAUGUAAUAUUUUUUAUAUUCUUUACAGUAUUAAAAAUGAAAAACUUUAAUAAACAGUGAUGUCACGGAAAAAGAAGACGCCAAAAUAGCACCACAAAGAAUUUUUGUUAAAAACAUGACAUCAAGCAGGUGCAUUUCUCCACAUGCAGAACAUUCAUACAACCAAGAAAAUACAAAUCAAGAUGUUGAACUAAAUUUAUUUCAUGAUGAUUCUGAUGAGAAUGGUAAUACCGAGAAUGAUGACGAUGACAUUAUGGGUAUUCGGAGUCUAUUUGCAGAUUUACCUAGCAACCUUGACCAAACCAGGUCAAUGCAUAACAACACAGCCAGUCGGAUGAGCUUACGGAGGAGACAGUCUGUAAAACCACAAUCAAACAACAUUACAGGAUCUCCUAGAAAUGAAGUUGCUCCAUUGGAUACUAUGGACUUAGAAGACGGUGACAAGGACAUAGUGAAAUCUAUAGCUGCGCCAAUGUCUCAAAGAAAAUCAUUUAGGAGAAUACGUGAAUCAAGAAGACGAUCUGCAAGAUUAAAUAGAAGUAAACUAUCCUAUUGGAAGGCCUUGAAACUGCAAAUUGCAAUGAAAUGGACAUUAUUUAAAGUUCGCACAAAGGAUUUUUUUCUGUCACUGGUAUUGUGGAGAAGUUCUCUUAAAGUAAUUGAAGGCAAUUUUGGAAAUGGUGUGCUGUCUUAUUUUCUCUUCUUAAAAUCACUUCUAUUCCUAAACAUAGCGAUAUUUCUGGUUUUGUUUUGCUUCCUCGUUGUACCACAAAUUAUUAUUGACUAUGGACAUCUGAUUAAUUUGCAUAAUUUUACCAAUCCUGGUGUCAUAUCAAAAUGUCCAGAAGUUGAUAAAAACUUUUAUAAGAAUCGUUCUGGUGCAGAACAUAUAUUGGACUUUUUUACUGGCCAGGGUUAUGUGAACACAACCAUAAUGUUCUACAGUAAUUACCAUGGCCAGAUAGUUGUCAAUGACAAUGGAAACAAGUAUGAUAUGCCAUUAGCUUACAUGCUUGUUGGUGGAUCAUAUUUUAUCCUUAGUCUGCUGAUAAUGGUUAAAAACUUAGCCCAAGGAUUUACCGACAGUAUUAUAGAAAGUGGUGGCUUUUUUUAUUCGUACUGCAAUAAAGUGUUUGCAAGUUGGGAUUACUGUAUAACUAGCGAGAAAGCUGUUGCAUUAAAGUGUAGUUGCAUUCGGAAGGAUUUUAUUGCUGAAUUAGCUGAGGAAGAACGUCUUGAAAAAAUGAAGAACAGAACAAAGUGGCAACGUUUCAAAAUAUAUCUCCGUCGUCUGUUAAUCACAAUAGUAGUGAUGGGACUCUUAGCUGUAUCCAUAUAUGCUAUUAUAAAGGCUGUGGAAGUCUCCCAAGAUGUUACAUUAACAAGUGAAGGGAAUACAUUUAUUAUUACAAUGAAGCGUUGGGCAUCUUCACUGACAAUCAGUGUUUUAAAUCUAAUAAUGCCAUUAUUGUUUGAAGUUCUUACCGCGGUGGAAGAUUGGAGUCCAAGAGUUGAAGUUGCAAUGUCAUUAUGGAGGGCUGUGUUGUUAAAAUUGGCUUCAGUUGCCGUUUUGGUAAUCACGUUGUUUGCGUCGUAUAGUAAAGAUCAUGGUUGUCAACAGUGUUGGGAAAAUCUUGUGGCUGGCCAAAUGUUCAAUUUAAUAUUCGUUGACUUCUUUGUCGUUGUUGGAAUCACAAUCGUGGCUGAAACAGGAAGAAAAUACGUAUAUCGCUAUCUAGAUUGUGGUUGUGGACUUGGACAAAAAAUUGGAAUGCAGGAAUUUCAAAUACCCAAGAACGUGCUUGAUUUAGUCUAUGGACAAUCUCUUAUUUGGAUUGGUGCAUUCUUCUCACCGUUGCUACCCGUACUUGGUAUACUGAAGUUGUUUAUAUUGUUUUAUGUGAAGAAGAUCAGUCUCAUAUAUAACUGCAAACCUUCUACUCAACCAUACCAAGGUGCAAGAUCGAACUAUUUCUUUACAUUGCUGUUAUUGUUGACUUUCCUCUUAUGUACAGUUGCUAAUGGAUGGGGUGUCACAAAGAUUCCUACUUCUUGUUGCGGACCUUACAGUAACACACAAUGCGAUUCCGAGAAACAGAUGAUCGAUAUUAUUGGUGCUACGAUAAAUGAUUGGCCAAGAGCUUUUAAAGAUACCAUCAAUUUUCUGAAGACUGCAGUUUUCAUCUUUCCAUUAUUUAUUGUCAUUUUCUUAUUGCUGUACUACUAUCAUGCGAUGACAAAGGCUCAUGAGAAAAUGAUUAACAUGCUGAAGGACCAACUUAUAAUGGAAGGUAAAGAUAAGCGUUUCCUGAUGGAUAGACUUAUACGUGCCAGUGAACAAAAUAAAAUAACUGGAACCAUGAGAACAACGACGCAAGAAACUGUCCUCCAGUCAUAAUCAUUUUUAUCUUACUUAGCAAGUUACUAUUAAGUUUUACGUUAAUUAUUAGUUCAUAGUUACUCAAGUAACCACCGAGGUGUUUUUGGAAUUUACCAAAUCUACUUUCUCGUAUUUCUUUACGAAAUGGGUCGUAAAUUACGCAACGCGGUCGGUUGUUAGAGUAGCUACGAUAGAUUAUAAUAUAUGCCGCAUGUUUAUAGAAACAUCUUUUAUCAGUGGAAAGUAUAAAUGUUCAGUUUUAUAGCAGCCAUGAAGUUUGUUUAAGUUUGAAACAAUAAUCUUAGUGGAUUUGACACACACACUCGCAGCCGACAGACAAUCGAGGACAGGCAUAAACAUAGCACACAAUCGGGUACAAGAGUGAAUACUUUAGCGAAAGGUGAACGGUGUUUAUGUGAUUGAGAAAACUCAGUUUUUGUCGCACAAAUAUGCUCAUUCUAACUCAAGAGGAUACCAUUGUCUUUAUACAAGAGUUGUAAAAUAAUUGCUUGUCCUAGAAUAAGUUGUGGCAGCUAGAUGUAAUUUCAUUUUAAUACAUGCCACCCUGGAUAAAGAAAUGAUCAGUAAGAUUGGAUUGUUUGCACCGAUAUCAUAAUUUAAAACGUUGAUUUAAAAAAAUAUUUAUUUUUUAUAGUAAGUUAUUUCAAAAAUAAUUUAACAAUUUUGUGACCAGGUUCGUUUUAGACCUGGAAUGAGAUUGUUAUAGGGUGGGAGGGCUGUGUUUUUAUGGGAGUAGCACGUUUAGAAAAUUUUAUAUUGCUUAAAGCACUAUUUUUAGAAUGCGAUAGUUAUUGUAUAUAACCAAGUUGAUACAAUCUUGUUUUGAAGUCUAAGUAAAAUGCUAAUCUCUAUACACAGGUCAGAGUUUGUCACUUAUUUGAGUUAAAGACUAUUUGCUAUACACAGAUCCGAUUUGUGUGUUGCGUUGCUGUUAUUGUUUUCGUCAACCUAUAAAUUUUAUUGCACAUUGUACAGUUUACAAGGUUCUCAUUUUUCUUUGUUAAAAUGUUUUUCUAACGAUUUGUUUGUACGGAGUAACUAAUUUUUUAAUGAUUUCACGUGAUAAUUAACACUGUAAAUAUAGAAGAAUAUAUUUUGGAUAAUCACUAACUAAA
This is a messenger RNA of Hydractinia symbiolongicarpus, 3535 nucleotides long. RefSeq names its product transmembrane channel-like protein 7. NCBI's taxonomy places the organism in Eukaryota, Metazoa, Cnidaria, Hydrozoa, Anthoathecata, Hydractiniidae. Bases 135 to 2417 code for a protein of 760 amino acids. The record is from RefSeq and is a predicted model, not a curated record. The transcript has 18 exons. Gene Ontology annotation, molecular function: mechanosensitive monoatomic ion channel activity. Gene Ontology annotation, cellular component: plasma membrane.